Molecule: messenger RNA, 3031 nt
Organism: Culicoides brevitarsis
Lineage: Eukaryota; Metazoa; Arthropoda; Insecta; Diptera; Ceratopogonidae
Product: adenosylhomocysteinase-like 1
Exons: 8
Coding region: 695-2263 (522 amino acids)
Biological process (GO): L-methionine cycle
Cellular component (GO): cytosol
Source: RefSeq, a predicted model, not a curated record
CAACUGGAUUUUUAUUACCGCACUUUUUCAAUUUAAAUUUGUCCAAGAAUCUUCUGUUUUAUCGUCAACUUUUUACGUGUAAUCUGUUCCCGGGUACUUUUUGUUUGCCAUUCGCGACGUGGCUUCGGUGUCAAUUAUUCGGUUUUUCGCAAAUUAAGGUGCAAAAGUGUCGUUGGAAAAAUUACGUAUACAUUCAUCUAACAUAUUUAUCCUCUACAAUAUCUACACAAAUACACACACACGAAAAAAUAUUACAACAAAAAAAAAAUCACUCGAAUCGUACAGAAAAAGUGUAUAAAGUCAUUGGAAAUACAUGUGAAUGUCUGUAGCACUGAAUCAUAAUAAAAAUAUAAAAAAAUGGUCUUUUAUCUGAGUUAAAUUGGAAACCGCAUUUCAUACGCGACAGAAUCACUGAGUCGGAGACAUUGAGAAAAAAAAUAUUGGAACAGCAAAAAAUAAAAAUUUUAUAAUUUUGACUGAUAAGACACAAAAAUAAUAAAAAUCAGUGUUUGCAUAAUCUGUUCAGAACGACACACAAAAAAAAACGACAAAUAAUUGACGUAUUCAAUUUUUUUGUUUGUUUGACACCAAAAAAAAUUUUUGCAAUAUUUGACGAGCGACGAGUCAUCGCGCCACAGUGAUUCCUUUGAAAACAUUCAGUGAUAGUAGCAACAAUAAUAGUAAUUCUAAUAUUAUGGAUUCGACAAUAACUCCAAUAAAUUCCGUGGGUUCGAUCGAAAAUUCGACGAGCAAAGUUUCCUUCUUGUCGGAUCAGCCGGUUCACGAUCCCGGACCAUCGCAUGGCGUCAAGGACAAACCGACAUCGAGUGCACUCAAGAAAACCAGUCGAUAUCGAAGUCGUUCGUUAUCAGCUUCGUCCACGGAUUCCUACAGUUCAGCGUCAUACACGGGCAGCAGUUCGGAGGAAGACGAUGUCUCGCCCCGCGAAAAAAUCCAAAAGAACACAAAGGGAUUUUCGGAUUUUUGUGUACGGAAUAUAAAUCAACAUGCAUUUGGCCGUCGCGAAAUUGAGAUAGCUGAGCAAGAGAUGCCCGGAAUAAUGGCUCUUCGUAAACGUGCUUCCGACGACAAACCCUUGAAAAACGCCAAAAUUGUCGGUUGCACUCACAUAAAUGCCCAGACAGCAGUAUUAAUUGAGACGUUGGCAGCCUUGGGAGCGACAAUUCGAUGGGCAGCUUGCAACAUUUAUUCCACGCAGAACGAGGUUGCGGCGGCACUUGCGGAAGCGGGAUUCUCCGUGUUUGCAUGGCGCGGCGAAAUUGAGGAAGAUUUUUGGUGGUGCAUCGACAAAUGCGUCAAUUCGGAGAACUGGCAACCGAACAUGAUUCUCGAUGAUGGCGGCGAUGCGACGCAUUUGAUGCUGAAAAAGUAUCCGGCAAUGUUUAAGAUGAUCAAGGGAAUUGUGGAGGAAAGUGUUACGGGAGUGCAUCGUUUGUACCAGUUGUCGAAGACGGGCAAACUGACGAUUCCCGCAAUGAAUGUCAAUGAUUCCGUAACAAAGACAAAGUUUGAUAAUUUGUACAGUUGUAAAGAGUCCGUUAUUGACAGUUUAAAACGAUCAACGGACAUAAUGUUCGGCGGAAAGCAAGCCGUAGUUUGUGGUUACGGCGAAGUCGGCAAAGGAUGCACUCAAGCACUGAAAGGCCUUGGUUGUAUCUGUUACGUUACCGAAAUUGACCCGAUCUGCGCAUUACAAGCCAGCAUGGAUGGCUUCCGUGUGGUAAAAUUGAACGAAGUUAUUCGCAACGUCGACAUUGUCAUCACCUGUACGGGCAACAAAAAUGUCGUGGUGCGCGAACACAUGGACAAAAUGAAGAGCGGUUGCAUCGUGUGCAACAUGGGACACUCGAAUACGGAAAUCGAUGUCAAUAGUUUGCGUACGCCGGAUCUCACGUGGGAAAAGGUCCGUUCGCAGGUCGACCAUAUUGUGUGGCCCGACAACAAACGCAUCAUUUUGCUCGCCGAAGGACGUUUAGUCAAUUUGUCGUGUUCCAGUAUACCGAGCUUCGUUGUUUCCAUCACAUCUGCCACGCAGGCAUUGGCACUAAUUGAACUUUUUAAUGCGCCACCUGGUCGCUACAAGUCCGACGUUUAUUUGUUGCCAAAGAAAAUGGACGAAUACGUCGCUAGCUUGCAUUUACCUACAUUCGAUGCGCAUCUCACAGAGUUGUCCGACGAACAAGCCAAGUACAUGGGACUGAAUAAAGCUGGACCAUUCAAGCCCAAUUACUAUCGGUACUAAAAAUGACGCCAGAAGCAAAUUUUUGAUGAGGAUGAAGAAAAAAAAUUAUUAUAGGACAUAAAAUUAAAACAAAAAAAAAUUAAAAUUUAGCAUUAUUUUGCGAAGUAGGAAAAAAAGUAACACAGGUCGCUGCAAACUUUUUAGUAUUUAGUGCGAGUCACUCGUUAAAAAAUAUUUACAGGAAAAAAUUCCAAAGUAUUCACAUUUAUUAUAAAAAAAAAAUUAUAUCACAAAAAUUCGUCGUCACAUAUCUACUAAAGAAAAAAUAGAGCAUAUUGCUUCCAACCGCCCUGUGUCCUCACAAAAAAAAAAAAAAUCCAUCGAAUGACGACGCUUCAUGCAUUCUUCUUCUUUAACUUCAUCGGAUCAGAUCAAAACAUUUAACUGUUAAAUUAAUUAUAUUUUUAUUGUAUUUAAACUUCUUUACCAUUUAUUUUAUCGUCAUUGCUUAGAAAAUGAAGAAAUAUAUUAAGAAAAAAAAUUAGAUCAAUUAUAAUUAAUUAAUUAAAGAAAAUAUUAAAUAAAUAUAAAUUAAAUGAAAUAAACAAAAAAAAGAGUAGAGAACCACCAUCACGGAGCAUGUAUAAAAAAGCCGAAUCAAAAUAUAGUUGAUGUAAAUGUUGAAAGUUACUUUUUUUGCAACAAAAAUUUUACACAACAACCAAACGUUAUAUUAUUAUAUUGUAAACACGAGAAUGAGGUUGCUGGUAAAUUAUUAUUGCAAAUUAUUAUUUUUUUGAAUAAAGUUCGAUUAUAUAGUUAAUUAAA